GCCUAUUAUGAACAAAACAAAGCUAAUACAGCAUUGGUUGUAAAGCCGUCUGUCAUUAUGUUUUGUCAUUCAGGUAAAAAGACUGUAAUAAGAAACCAGCAACAAAAGUGCCAUGAGAAAGCACGCCGACAGAAAUAUAAAUACAUAAAGACGAUACAUACCUAAGAAACAUUAUGACCACAAGCUGUUCAAGAUAGCCUGCGUGUGCGUAGGCAAUCAAGAGCCUAUUCAGUGCUGAGCGGAUGUCAUGAAUCAAGCUAUACCCUGAGCCAAGCUUUACUUAGACGUUCCCUGUCCCGCAAAGUUUUGCGAAUUUUUCAGUCGUCAGCCAGCUCGGCACUCGCUGGGUUGGAUUGCCCGGCUUUUUGUCGAUCUCGUUAGUUCCGUUCCGGCCACGUUAUGCCCGAACAGUGGACUCGGCACUUGACAACACCGCACGCCGAGCCGAUAAGGUGGGAAAUUGCCGACUGACCACCGCGAGAAGUGACGUAGCCAUCGCCCGAUCUGCCCUAUAAAACGGCGACCCGGCACAGGAGUGUCCACACAGUGCCAGCCAGCAGCCCUCAGCAGCUCUCAGCAGGUCCCAGCAGCAGCUUCCAGCCAAGAUGAACGCCAUUCAGAUGACGCUUCUGGUGUGCGGCCUGGCCGCGUCAGCCCUCGCCAGCCCCGCCGCCAAACUGCUGCCCGAGACGCCAUUCAUCAGCUGUGGUGCCGACACCAUCAAGACCCUGAAGGUGGUGGGCUGCGCCAGUCUGCCGUGCAUCCUGCGACGGGGAACCACUGUCACACUCAACGUCGACAUCGUCUCCAACUCUGACACGGCGACUCUGGCGUCGGAGAUUUACGGCAACCUCAACGGUGUCCUGGUGCCCUUCAGCGCCGACGACCAGGCCUGCAGCUCUCUGACGUCCGGCUCGUGCCCGCUGUCGAGCGGCGACGAGUUCGGCUUCACCACCAGUGUGGACGUGCUGAACGAGUACCCGCCCGUCUCCGUCACCAUCGAAUGGCGCCUCAAGGACGCCAGCGGAGCCCAGAUGGCCUGCGCCCAGAUCCCCGCCCGCAUCAUGUAGACGAGAGGAGAUCUCACUCAGACUCCACGACGCUCAACAUGGGGCCAGACGCGUGCCGCGAAGAGCGGUUCGCGAUGUCUUCCACGAAGUGUGGUAUGACAUGGCUUUGUAAUGUUGUAGCGCGGAGGGAGGUUGGCUACCACGCGAUUUUUGCUGCUGCGCCAACGACGGCUCUGACCCAUGUGGGAGGGAGCCCUGAAGGCUAGCAGAGGAACCGUCAAACGUAUAUUUCAUCUACUUAUUUAUUUCACCGUCUUCGUCCAUACUGUUGUAUCACCUCUCUCGUGUAGUAGGUAAUACAUAUUAUCAGUGCAAGAA
This is a messenger RNA of Amphibalanus amphitrite, 1388 nucleotides long. RefSeq names its product NPC intracellular cholesterol transporter 2 homolog a-like. Gene Ontology annotation, molecular function: sterol binding. The transcript is spliced from 4 exons. The record is from RefSeq and is a predicted model, not a curated record. Bases 606 to 1070 code for a protein of 154 amino acids. Gene Ontology annotation, biological process: sterol transport. Lineage: Eukaryota; Metazoa; Arthropoda; Thecostraca; Balanomorpha; Balanidae.